Molecule: messenger RNA, 1495 nt
Organism: Phascolarctos cinereus (koala)
Lineage: Eukaryota; Metazoa; Chordata; Mammalia; Diprotodontia; Phascolarctidae
Gene: ISOC1
Product: isochorismatase domain containing 1
Source: RefSeq, a predicted model, not a curated record
UGCUGGGGACUGGGGCCCUCUCCUGGUGGCAAGAAACCGAGAGGAAAAGGAGGAGCUGUUCGUCGGUGUUGUUCCCUUAGACAGAGGAAGCGAGAGAGAGCGUGCUCAGCUGUGCACUGGAGCUGCCCAGGAACAUGGCGUCGGCAACGGAACCUGCUUCCCUUGCACACUUGCACACCAGCAGCGGCGGCGGCGCCCCAGGGUCACUGCCUGCUGGGGGUGCGGUGCCAGUGCUUUUCUGCUUCUCGGUGUUUGCCCGGCCCUCCACUGUGCCUCACGGCGCGGGCCACGAACUGCUCAUCCAGAAGUUCCUGAGCCUUUACGGCGACCAGAUAGACAUGCACCGCAAAUUUGUGGUGCAGCUCUUUGCCGAGGAGUGGGGCCAGUAUGUAGACCUGCCCAAAGGCUUUCUAGUGAGCGAACGCUGCAAAGUUCGCCUGGUUCCCUUGCAGAUCCAGCUCACCACACUGGGAAAUCUUACACCUUCAAGCACUGUAUUUUUUUGCUGUGAUAUGCAAGAAAGAUUCAGACCAGCCAUCAAGUAUUUUGGUGAUAUCAUUAGUGUAGGACAAAGAUUGUUGCAGGGGGCACGGAUUUUAGGAAUUCCGGUUAUUGUAACAGAGCAGUACCCCAAAGGUCUUGGCAGUACUGUACAAGAAAUUGAUUUAACAGGUGUUAAACUGGUGCUUCCGAAGACUAAAUUUUCCAUGGUAAUACCAGAAGUAGAAGCAGCAUUAGCAGAAAUUCCUGGAGUCCGUAGUGUUGUCUUAUUUGGAGUAGAAACUCAUGUGUGCAUUCAGCAAACAGCUCUGGAAUUGGUUGGCCGAGGUGUCGAAGUUCACAUUGUAGCUGAUGCCACUUCAUCAAGAAGCAUGAUGGACAGGAUGUUUGCUCUUGAGCGUCUUGCUCGUACUGGAAUAAUAGUUACUACAAGUGAGGCGGUGCUGUUACAGCUGGUAGCUGACAAAGACCAUCCAAAAUUCAAGGAAAUACAGAAUCUAAUUAAAGCAAGUGCCCCAGAAUCUGGUCUACUUUCCAAAGUGUAGGAUUUUAAAGGAUUGGCUACUAAUCUACCCUAAAUAAGAACAAAAUCAUAAACAUAGAUGUGCUGUCUUCUCACAUGUACUGCAACUGAAAUGUUAAAAACUGACUACUUUUUUUGCUUGUCUUCACAAAAUUGAUUUGAUUAGUCUAUUUGGGUACUAGUAUUUGGUCACAAAAAUCAGGGGUUUUCAGUGUUUGUUAUUUAUUUCUUUCCUUCAUUUCAUCAUUGUUCUUUCAUCUUUAAAACACUAUACUUGUCCCUAUUUGUUGUAACAGCUCUUAAAAGUUCAUACUUCUGUGAAAUUUCUCAAUUGGGCACUUUGUUAAUAAUAAAAAGUACCUGUGAGUGGUUUCACUUCUGACAUUAACAUAAGAUUUAUAUAUAAAUGUCAUAUGGAUUCCAUGUUUUCUCACAAUGUAAACUGAUUAAAUGAAAAUUAUUUUAAAAGAA